Saprolegnia diclina VS20 is the source of this 1290-nucleotide messenger RNA. RefSeq lists its product as hypothetical. Gene Ontology annotation, cellular component: protein phosphatase type 2A complex. Gene Ontology annotation, biological process: signal transduction. The record is from RefSeq and is a predicted model, not a curated record. Gene Ontology annotation, molecular function: protein phosphatase regulator activity. NCBI's taxonomy places the organism in Eukaryota, Oomycota, Saprolegniomycetes, Saprolegniales, Saprolegniaceae. The transcript is spliced from 8 exons. The coding region runs from base 1 to 1290 and encodes 429 amino acids.
AUGGAGACGACGAAGCUGGCCGAGCUACCGGCGCUGGCCGACGCGCCGCCCUCGGAGCGCAUGAAGCUCUUCCGGCAGAAGCUGCGCCUCUGCUGCGUCGUGUAUGACUUCAGCGACCCGAGGAAACAAGUCCGCGAAAAGGACGCCAAGCGGCUCGCGCUCCUCGAGCUCGUCCAGCUCCUCUCCGAUGGCAAGGUCGCGUGGAGCCCGCAGGUCGUCGAGGACCUCAUGACUUGCGUCGAGGCCAACAUCAACCGACCGCUCGGCGGCAAGCGCAUUGUGAAGGCUGCGGGCAAGGACAAGAUCGAAGGCGUCGACGAAGAUGAGCCCGUGCUCGAAGAAGCAUGGCCACACCUUCAGCUCGUGUACGAGCUGCUGUACCGCUUUGUGCUUGCCAAAGUCGACCCGAAGACCGCCAAGGACUACUUCUCGAAGCGCUUCAUGCUGCAACUGCUCAACCUCUUCGACUCGGAGGACCCUCGCGAGCGCGACUACCUCAAGACCAUCCUGCACCGGAUUUACGGCAACUUUAUGGCGCUUCGGUCCUUCAUCCGCCGGUCCAUCAACAACGUCUUCUUCACAUUCAUCUACGAGACGGGCCAUUUCAACGGGGUCGUCGAGCUCCUCCAGAUCCUCGGCAGCAUCAUCAACGGCUUUGCACUGCCGCUCAAGACGGAGCACCAAAAGUUCCUGGAGAAGGCUCUGAUUCCGCUCCACAAGGCGUCGAACGUUGGACAGUACCAUCAGGAGCUUGCGUACUGUACCGCGCAGUUUGUCGAGAAGGACCCAACAACCGCGACGUCCAUCAUCCUGGGGCUCUUGCGGUUCUGGCCCGUCACGGCGAGCGCCAAGGAGAUUCUCUUCCUGAACGAGCUCGAAGAGAUCAUCGAGUUAAUACAACCCGAACAGUUUGCCCAAGUCAUGCGGCCGCUCUUCCUUCAGAUUGGUCGGUCCAUCACGAGCCCGCACUUUCAGGUGUCGCAGCGCGCCUUGUAUCUCUGGAACAACGAGUCGCUCGUGAACCUCGUCGCCGUGCACCGCGUGGAGAUCCUGCCCAUGAUCUUUGGGUCUCUGUACCACAACUGCGACAACCACUGGCACACAACGGUGCAGAGCCUCACGUUCAACGUCCUCAAGCUCUUCAUGGAGAUGGACUCGCAGCUCUUUGACCAGUGCUCCGCGCAGCUCGUGGACCGUGAAAACAAGAAGCAGCAGGUGUGCGAUGACCGGCUGCGUCGGUGGCAGCAGCUCGAACAGCGCGUGCAGCCCUUCCGCCAGCAAGUGCGCUAA